Molecule: messenger RNA, 1229 nt
Organism: Galdieria sulphuraria
Lineage: Eukaryota; Rhodophyta; Bangiophyceae; Galdieriales; Galdieriaceae
Exons: 2
Coding region: 8-1201 (397 amino acids)
Biological process (GO): protein O-linked glycosylation via fucose
Molecular function (GO): peptide-O-fucosyltransferase activity
Source: RefSeq, a predicted model, not a curated record
UCAGGAAAUGUCUUUGAAAAAGAAAAAGUCAAAGCAAAAUUCUUAUUGUUUUCGUGCGGCUACUUUUCUGGUUGCUUUUUGCAUAGGUCUCGUAUUUCUUUCCUUCUCUACUCUUGAUAAGGGUGAAAUAGCUAUUCGGUAUUCCACACAUCGAGCUAUUCCCAACCGAUAUGUGUUAUACGACUCUCGCUAUGGAAGUUUCAACAAUCAAUUAAACAGUCUCAUCAACUCACUAGUUAUUGCUAAAAACUUAAACGCCACUUUGGUAUUGGGGUAUGCAUAUACACCUGGUGGUGGUCAUGCGUUGCGAGAUGAUCGACAUUCCAACCAUUCUUAUCUCGUUGGACAUUAUUUUGAUGCCAAGUUAUUGAACAGUGUGCAACCAAUAUUAGAAAUGGAUGACUAUUUAAAGCUUUAUGAUUCAAAACGUUCGUUGAGUCUCUUCGUUGAGUCUACUGAAGAGUCCAAUCGAAAUGGUGACUACUAUCAAAGUUUAGGAGUGAAUGUAACUAUUCAAAGAUGGUAUGCACAAGAUUCAUUACAUGUUUGUGAACGAAUAUUAGGUAGAGGGAAAAGAAUAUGGACAAUUUGUCAAGGACAACAAAAGAAAGAUUGCGAUACGAUUCUUUUAGGAUUCUCUUUUACCAAUCUAUACAAUUGUACAUGGUAUGAUGAGUGGUGGUAUCAAGUUCGUAACUUUAUUCGACCAAAGGAUGUUAUUCAACAAUCUAUUCAAGAGUUUGUCAGUCAAGUUCGUCAUCCUCUUUUAGUGGUUCAUGUCAGGUUCGUUGGGGGAUCAGAUGCUGCCAAUCAUACUUUUUAUUCCAAUAUCCUACAACAUUUGAAACGAUAUGAAUCCGAAUACCAAGAAAACAUUGGCUCCAUUUAUAUGGUUGGAAUGAAAGACAAGAGACAAAGUAUUCGUGUGGAUGAGUCCAUACGAUAUCUUUCCAAAAGAUUGACUCAAGUGGAUUGGUACACCUGUGCCAAUCUCACCAACUGCGCUGAAAGUAGUCAUAGAAAUCAAUUCUAUGAUCAAGACAACUCUGCAUUUCGAGGUUACUAUGGUGUUAUUCUAUUAGAUCAGUGGAUGGGUGUCGAAUCUGAUUAUUUUAUUGGAAGGUCUGCAUCAACAUUUUCCCAAAAUAUCGUGUAUUGGAGGAGCUUAAAAGGUGACUCUACUAAUUAUCUUCUUUAUUAGCGAGUAGUGAUUACGAAUAUAUAUAUAU